Messenger RNA from Manihot esculenta (cassava), 766 nucleotides. Its product is annotated as zinc finger Ran-binding domain-containing protein 2. Bases 71 to 508 code for a protein of 145 amino acids. The transcript has 2 exons. Gene Ontology annotation, cellular component: cytoplasm. Lineage: Eukaryota; Viridiplantae; Streptophyta; Magnoliopsida; Malpighiales; Euphorbiaceae. Gene Ontology annotation, molecular function: mRNA binding. The record is from RefSeq and is a predicted model, not a curated record.
CACAUAAAGGGCUCCCCAAGUAUAUAUAUAAAGAAACCAACUUAAGCCAAAACCUAAGAGUGAGAGGAAGAUGAGCAGACCAGGGGACUGGAAUUGCAGGUCAUGCCAGCAUCUCAACUUCCAAAGAAGAGACUCGUGCCAACGUUGCAGGGAGCCAAAGCCUGUGGAGAGUGGUGACCAUUGUGGAAGUUUUGUAGUUCCAGGCCCUGAUGUCAGGGCUGGUGACUGGUAUUGCACCUGUGGAGCUCAUAACUAUGCCAGCCGUUUAAGCUGCUUCAAGUGUGGUGCCUCCAAGAACGACUCUUCUGGUGGAUCUGCCAGCGACAUGUCACGGAUGAGAGGUUUCGAGUUUGGAGUCGGUGGCAGCAAUAUUAGUCGCUCAGGCUGGAAAUCUGGAGACUGGAUUUGCAGCAGGGCUGGCUGUAAUGAGCACAACUUUGCAAGCAGGACUGAAUGCUAUAGGUGCAAUGCACCUAGGGAUUUAUCAUCAAGCAAGGCUUCGCGUUAACAAUAGAUUAAUUUCCAUCUAUGGGUAAAUAUAUUUAUAGAUGUUGACAUUAAUCCGCAGUGUUUAUGUUUUUAAGGCCAGCAGAUCCAGAGUCCAAACCCAGCUAUGCUGCUGUUCUGCAUGCGAAAGAGACUUAAGAUUUUGUUUUCUUCUGCUGAGAAGAAGGAUCAAGGAGAGCUGCAGAUCAUUCAGCAUUUAUGAAUUGUAUAAUUAAGUUAUAUAUAUAUUGUGACAAUCACCGUAAGUAAUAAUAAUAAA